Molecule: messenger RNA, 2487 nt
Organism: Blepharisma stoltei
Lineage: Eukaryota; Ciliophora; Heterotrichea; Heterotrichida; Blepharismidae
Source: the annotation of a GenBank genome assembly
AUGGCACAUUAUAAUCAAGCUCAGGAAAUUCGUUAUGCAAUAGAGCAAGAUGACUUAAAUUUUUUAAAACACCACCUAACCAAACACAAUGUAAACAUUGAAGUUAAAUUUGUAUGAAUUAUUCUUAUUAAAAGCUUAUAUGUUUGCAUCCAUUAUGGGGUUGCUUUACCAGCGCUUCAGCCAUUUUUACACGGGUUAGGCCCACAGGUCUCUGGAUUGAUCUGCGUUGGAAAUCAAGGCAUGCUUUCAAAUGCCUUACCGACUUCGACUGCUCAUGAAUAAGCGACUAAGUUACUUCUUUGGUGCCUGUGACAAAUAAAGACUCCUUUGUGCUGCAGGAUUGAAGCGGCGAACUAAAGGCCUUUUAUCUUUCUCUAGAUCUUGCCAGAAGGCUGCUAGCUUCCCUCCAAGUUAUCUACUGGUAUUUGCCUGUAUAAAAUUUCGGUACAAACAAAGCCUCCUAAUCAUAAAAUGCAAAGUGAAUGGUCCCGAUCAGAAGACGGUACCUUACAAAUGCCAUUUUAUGAUUAUCAUAUGAAUUUAUUCAGCUUGGGUAUAAUUUCACGCCACUUAUGUAUGCAGCAAGAUUAGGCCGGGGACGAAUUGUUGAAUUUUUGCUAGAAAACCACUUAGCCAAUCUAAAACUUGAUCUAGUAGAUUUAUAUGGCCAAAAUGCUUUGCUGAAUUCAAUUUAUUCGCUUGAUGGGUUUACAAUAAAGUUAGUUUCGAAAUAUUUGAAGGCAGAUUCGAAGGAUAAUUUUGAUAAUAAUUGCUUGCAUAUUGCUUCUGAACUUGGGAAUUUGGAAAUAGUAAGAAUGUGUGUAGAAGAAUUAGGAGUAAAGUAUGAGAAGAAUUUUUAUGGAUGCACGCCUUUGCAUUUGGCUAUGAGUCGGGAAGUAAUGGAAUAUCUAAUUUUAAAUGGAGCUGAGGUGGAUAAUGUCGACGAACAAGGUUGAACUCCUUUACAUUAUGCUGUAUAUGAUAAUAAUAUAUACUGGUAGUUAAAAAAUUUUUUUUCAAGAAGUAAAUAGUAAUAUAAAAAAUUUUUGUUAGGAGAUUUAAAUUAUUUUUUUAAAAAUUAUAAAAGCCGAUAAUAAUGAAGAAAUUGUUAGAGUACUGAUAAGAUCUGGUGCAAGUAUUAAAAUUUUGGAUAAAACUGGAGUCACAGCUUUUGAGCUUGGAAUCCUCAGGGAUCCUAAUAGUGCAAUAAUUCAGCUAUUAAAGCAAGAAAUGGAAAAUUAUGUUAAAAAGCACACGAAAACUGAUAUCAUCCCUAUAGAAAAACCAAAAGAAGAGCCUACAGCUAACGGGAGUAUUUUAGAAACAGUUAGUGAAGAAUUAUCAAUAGAAUUAGCAAAUGGGCACAAUGAAAAAGAAAUAAAUGAUGAUGAAGACGCGAUGUCUAUUGAUUUAUCAGUUGACAUCAAAAGCUCAACCAUUACCACAAAUGAAAACCAAUUAGAUAUUCAAGAAGCAAACUCAGAAGUCGUUUCUGAAGAAGAAGUACAAAUUCCUUCAAAACCUUCAGAAGAAAAUAAAUCAGUGCUGCAAAAAAACUCCAGCAUAGAAUCAAUACAAUCUAAUAUUUCCCCAGAGGUAAAAGAUUUAAUUUCUAUUAUGCUCAACCAAAAAUUUUCAGUCCAUCUCGAAGAACUCGGAGUAGAAACCAUCAGCAUUAACGAACUCCAAAUGAGAGAAACACUUGGGACAGGCGGCUACGGCAAAGUUUUUCGAGGUUAUUUUCGAGAUACCGAAGUCGCCAUAAAAGUUGUGAACUCAGACAAAAUCGACGACAUUAUUAUCAAAAAUUUCAUAAAAGAAAUACAAAGUUUAAUAAAAAUAAGGCAUCGAAGGUUUUUGCAAAUUUUAGGAAUUUGCAUAGAAGGGCCUUUAUGCAUUGUGACAGAACUUGCUAAGGGAGGAAAUUUAUCUGAUGCGAUAUUAAAAGGGAAUUUUGAUUUUAAUGAAAAAUUAAGAAUUGCCUUGCAGAUAGCUGAAGGGAUGAAUUAUAUUCAUAAUAAAAAACCACCGAUAAUACAUAGAGAUUUAAAGCCUCAAAAUAUACUAUUAGAUGAAUUUGGGCAAAUAAAAAUAGCCGAUUUAGGUUUAUCAAGAACGGUAGCACAGAUAAAGGACCCAAGCAUCUCAGAAAAAACGAAUAUUUGUGCAGGGACUGUAAGAUAUAUGGCUCCAGAGCUCUAUGAUGAGCAUCCAGACUGUUCAAGAAAAACUGAUGUUUGGGCGUUUGGGUGCGUUUUAUAUCAAAUUGUCACUGGGUUGCAGCCUUGGAAUGGGAUUGACGUAGUUGGAGUACAAAGAAGACUUGUCUUAAAAAAUCAAUUUCCUAUUGGAGACAUUGAGCCUAAAAAUAUAAGUGAUUUAAUAACGAAUUGCUGUCAUAUUGAUCCAGAAAUUCGGCCAAGCUUUCGAGAUAUCCGGCUUAAACUUCAAGAAAUUCUGGGCAUUCAGCCUUCUCAGCCAAGCUAG